This is a messenger RNA of Chlorella variabilis, 1740 nucleotides long. RefSeq lists its product as hypothetical. Gene Ontology annotation, cellular component: mitochondrion. The record is from RefSeq and is a predicted model, not a curated record. Gene Ontology annotation, biological process: tRNA 5'-leader removal. Bases 1 to 1740 code for a protein of 579 amino acids. Gene Ontology annotation, molecular function: ribonuclease P activity; protein binding. The transcript has 9 exons. Lineage: Eukaryota; Viridiplantae; Chlorophyta; Trebouxiophyceae; Chlorellales; Chlorellaceae.
AUGCAGCCCGCAGCCAAGAAGCCGCGGGUGGAUGGGAUGGAUGGGAAGGGGAAGGACGGCGCCAAUGGCGGCGGCAACGCCGAACCGCAUCCUCCCCAGCAGCAGCAGCAGCAGCAGCAGCGGAAGAAGCAGAGGCCGUUGACGCCUGAGAAGCAGGCACGCGCCGCCAUCCACAUGGCCGCUAAAGCCAAUGACCUCCCCGCCGCCCUGGCUGUGUUUGACCGCGCCAAGGCGGAGGGCGUGAAGCUGGGCACGGAGCUGUACGUCAGCCUGCUGUACCUGUGCAGCGGCGGCGACGCCUGGGAGCAGCAGCUGCGCCAGGCGCGCCCGCCGCCGCCGGCGCAGCAGGGCGCACGGGGCGCGGAGCGGCACGACGCCGGUGCCGGAGCUGCCGCGGGCGAGCAGGGGCAGGCCGCGGCGGGGAGCGGCGACGCGGUGGCGGCGGCGGCGGCGGGCGCCGGCGCCGAGCUUCAGCAGCAGGCGCAGCAGGCGCAGGAGGCGCAAGAGGCGCCGUGCGCGGAGCAGCUGGACGGCGCGGCGCGGCGGGCGCGGGCGCAGCAGCUGUUUGAGGAGAUGCGGCAAUCUGGCGGGCGGCUGGCCCUCAAUGAGAUGUGCUACACGGCGCAGGCGCGGCUGGCGGCGGCAGACGGCGACGCCGACCGAGCCUUUGCUGUGGCGCAGGCGAGCCGCGCGGCCCCCUCGCCGCCGCUGCCGCCUGAGAUGGUGGCGGCGGGUGUGGCGCCCAAGCUGCGCAGCUUCACGCCGGCGCUCAUCGCGUACGCAGAGGCGGGGGAGUGCGCCAAGGCGUUUGAGGUCGAUGCCGCCAUUGCCGCCCACCAGCUUGACCUGGGGGAGCCCGAGUUUGGUCGGCUGGUGCAGGCGGCGGCGGCGGGCGCCAGCUGGGCAGCCGCGCUGGGCGUGCUGCGCCGCAUCGGCGCCGAGCUCACCACGUUGCAGCCCGCCAGCCUGGCGCGCGUCGCCGCCCUGUUCGCCUCCCCCACCGCGGCACGCGCGUUUGAGGGCGUCCCCGGCGGCGGGCGGUGGGAGGUGGGGCCUGCCGCCGUGGACGGCGCGGGGCGCUGCUCGCGCUGCGGAGGCCGCCUGGCGGCGCUGGAUCUGUCUGGCGAGGAGCUGCGCCAGUUUGCGCAGGGCAUCGCCGCCAUCGCGGAGCGCCAGGAGCGGCGCCCCAACGACUUCAAGCAGUUCAAGUGCUGGCUGGAGGAGCACGGCCCCUUUGGCGCGGUGGUGGACGGCGCCAACGUGGCGCUGUACGGACAGAACUUCGACUCUGGCGGAUUCAACUUUGGCCAGAUACGCGCCGUGUGCGACCAUCUGGCCAGCCGGCACCCCGACCUCAAGCCCCUGCUGCUGCUCAACGUGGGGCGCACCAAGGCGGCGCAGGCGCGGGCCCCCGCUGCCCAGGCGCUGAUGAGAGAGCUGGGCGAGGCCAAGAGCUUCUACGUCACACCCGCAGGCAGCAACGACGACUGGUACUGGAUCUAUGCGGCGGUGACGGCCGGGGAGCGCGGCCUGCUGGUGAGCAACGACGAGAUGCGGGACCACAUCUUCCAGCUGGACUACCCCGCCCCAUACACCACCUGCGCACAGGAGCUGGAGUGCGGCAGCUGGGUGUUCCCGGGAGCCGACGGCAGCUGGCUGUGCGCGCGGCGCGCCUCCGGCGCCGCACCGGCGGCAGCGGAGGCAGCAGAGGCGCGGCCCGCAGCGGCGGAGGCCGACUAG